Messenger RNA from Ilex paraguariensis (yerba mate), 2931 nucleotides. The record is from the annotation of a GenBank genome assembly. Lineage: Eukaryota; Viridiplantae; Streptophyta; Magnoliopsida; Aquifoliales; Aquifoliaceae.
AUGUCUUCCAAAUCUACAACAAACAGAACAAACUGUUCUAGGAGCAGCUCUGCUCGAUCGAAACAUGGGGCUCGUGUGGUUGCUCAGACCCCUAUUGAUGCAAAGCUUCAUGUGGAUUUUGAAGAUUCUCAAAGAGAAUUCAAUUACUCUACUUCCAUUAACUUAAACACAUCCACCUCCACUAGCAAUGUCCCCUCCUCUGCUGUAUCAGCUUAUCUCCGGAAGAUACAGAGGGGAAGUCUCAUUCAGCCCUUUGGUUGUCUUAUUGCUAUUGAUCAACAGAACUUUAGUGUCCUUGCAUACAGCGAAAACGCCCCAGAAAUGUUAGAUUUGGCCCCUCAUGCGGUCCCAAGCAUUGAGCAGCAAGAGGCUCUGACUUUUGGAACGGAUGUUAGAACACUCUUUAGAUCCUCAAGUGCUGCUGCACUGCAAAAAGCUACCAAUUUUGGGGAAGUUAAUCUACUCAAUCCGAUUUUGGUUCAUUGUAGAAAUUCAGGUAAGCCAUUCUAUGCAAUUCUACAUCGAAUUGAUGUUGGAUUAGUUAUAGAUUUAGAGCCCGUGAAUCCAGCUGAUGUGCCAGUGACGGCUGCUGGAGCGUUAAAAUCAUAUAAGCUAGCAGCUAAAGCCAUCUCAAGAUUGCAAUCUUUGCCUAGUGGGAAUAUAUCAUUGUUAUGUGAUGUGUUAGUUAAAGAAGUUAGUGAUUUAACGGGUUAUGAGAGAGUUAUGGUGUAUAAGUUUCAUGAAGAUGAACAUGGUGAAGUAGUUGCUGAGUGCUGCAGGCCCGAUCUGGAACCUUAUCUUGGCUUGCAUUACCCCGCUACUGAUAUACCACAAGCUUCAAGGUUUCUCUUCAUGAAAAAUAAGGUUAGGAUGAUAUGUGAUUGCUUGGCACCACCAGUUAAAGUAAUGCAAGACAAGGGAUUGAGUCAAUCAUUGAGUCUUUGUGGAUCCACGCUGAGAGCUGCUCAUGGGUGUCAUGCACAAUAUAUGGCAAAUAUGGGUUCCCUGGCAUCUCUUGUUAUGUCGGUGACGAUCAAUGAGGAUGAUGAUGAGAUGGAUAGUGAUCAACAAAAGGGAAGAAAGUUGUGGGGCUUGGUGGUUUGUCAUCACACAACCUCCAGGUUUGUUCCAUUCCCUUUGAGGUAUGCCUGUGAGUUCUUGAUUCAAGUUUUUGGUGUUCAGAUUAACAAGGAAGUGGAGUUGGCAGCUCAACUGAGGGAGAAGCAUAUUUUGCGAACUCAAACUGUUCUUUGCGACAUGCUCCUAAGAGAUGCACCUGUGGGAAUUGUCAAUCAAUCACCUAAUGUGAUGGAUCUUGUUAGGUGUGAUGGAGCUGCACUGUAUUACAAGAACAAAUUUUGGUUGCUUGGGGUCACCCCUACAGAGGCGCAGAUCAGAGAUCUAGCUGAAUGGCUUCUUGAAGACCACAAUGGGAGUACAGGGUUAAGUACUGAUAGUCUCAUGGAAGCUGGUGUUCCAGGUGCUGCCAUUCUUGGUGAUGCAGUAUGUGGAAUGGCUGCUGUGAAAAUAACUUCAAAAGAUUUUGUCUUUUGGUUCCGGUCACACACAGCUAAGGAGAUCAAGUGGGGUGGGGCAAAACAUGAUCCGGAUGACAAGGAUGAUGGAAGAAAGAUGCACCCUAGGUCAUCAUUCAAGGUCUUCCUGGAGGUGGUUAAGAGGCGGAGCUUACCUUGGGAAGAUGUGGAAAUGGAUGCAAUCCAUUCCUUACAGCUGAUACUGAGAGGAUCUUUGCAAGAUGAGAUCGUAGAUGAUUCCAAAAUGAUCGUGAAUGUGCCAUUUGUCGAUACUAGUAUAGAAAGAGUGGAUGAGCUCCGUAUUGUGACGAACGAAAUGGUUCGACUCAUUGAGACAGCUUCAGUCCCCGUCUUGGCUGUUGGUGCCUCAGGUAAUAUAAAUGGGUGGAAUACUAAAGUAGCUGAGCUGACUGGAUUGGCUGUGCAGCAAGCUAUUGGCAUGCUCUUAGUCGAUUUAGUCGUGGAUGAUUCUAUUGACGUAGUGAAAAACAUGCUUUCUUCAGCUUUGCAAGGUACAGAAGAGAAAAAUGUUGAAAUCAAACUUAAAACAUUUGGUCCUCAGGAAAGUAAUGGUCCUGUUAUCUUGGUGGCAAAUGCAUGUUGUAGUCGAGAUGUGAAGGGAAAUAUUGUAGGGGUAUGCUUUAUUGGCCAUGAUGUUACUGGGCAAAAGUUAAUUAUGGACAAAUAUACCCGAAUCCAAGGAGAUUAUGUUGGAAUCUUGCGGAACACUUGUGCACUUAUUCCUCCGGUGUUUAUGAUGGACGAUAACGGUCGGUGCUUGGAAUGGAACUAUGCAAUGCAGAAUUUGUCUGGUGUCAAGAGGGAAAAAGCCACUGAUAGAAUGCUUCUUGGGGAGGUCUUUACUGUUGAUAAUUUUGGUUGUCGUGUUAAAGAUCAAGAUACAUUAACCAAGCUCAGAAUAUUAAUGAAUGGGGUACUUGCCGGCCAGGAUGCAGAUAAAAUGUUAUUCGGGUUCUUUGAUAAGCAGGGCAAGCAUGUCGAAGCAUUACUUUCUGCAAACAAAAGGACCAAUGCAGAGGGAAGGAUAACAGGGGUUUUGUGCUUUUUGUGUGUUGCUAGUCCAGAACUUCAAUAUGCAAUGCAUGUGCAAAGGAUAUCAGAACAGGCUGCAGCUAAUAGCCUCACAAAAUUAGCUUAUGUUCGUCGUGAAAUUAAAAAUCCUUUAAAUGGCAUAAAGUGUGUUCAGGAUCUAAUGAAAUCUUCUAACUUAAGUGAAGAGCAGAGGCAGCUUUUGAAGAGGAGCACGCUGUGUCAGGAACAAUUAGCUAAGAUUGUUGAUGACAACGAUGUUGAGAGUAUUGAGGAAUGGUACGAUCAUCUGUCUCAAACUUAUUUAUAUGGUUGUUAUGCAAUGGAUGAACCGAUUAGUUUCUAA